Molecule: messenger RNA, 1860 nt
Organism: Eremomyces bilateralis CBS 781.70
Lineage: Eukaryota; Fungi; Ascomycota; Dothideomycetes; Eremomycetales; Eremomycetaceae
Exons: 1
Coding region: 289-1410 (373 amino acids)
Source: RefSeq, a predicted model, not a curated record
CCGGGAAAUUGUUUGAAUAUCUCGAUAAAUAUAUCAUAUGUAUCCACAACCAAGUCGUCCAUGUGCGGAACGUUGCUUUUUCCCGAUCGCUGUGCAACAUCCAGGUUCCUUGCAGGGAAUUGAAUGGCUCUCAUCAUGUCCACGCAGCAGUGCAGCUCCUCGAAAAUCCCCGCGUACAUGGAGGUUGACCGUCGCACAUUACUCCGUCUGAGGAGGACUUUCCCCAUCGUCCGCGUAUAGCUCCUUUAACGAGUAUUCUUGCAUCAAACUGCAGAUAUCUGAAAGGCCAUGGCUGCAGAAGAUUUCGCUGACCGGCCGAAUCGCCCGGCAUCCUCGCCAGGUCCGUUGCCUGAUACCUCCCGCUCGCCUCUUCACCACCACCACCAACCGUCGUCCUCGUCAAUUCUGCCUCUCUUCCGUAGCAAUAAUUCCUCCACCACUUCGUUAAAUAAGCCGUUGACCGUCGAGGAGUCUUCCGCCGGUCAGAGAACGAGCCGGUCGAACCCAUUGAGCCAUUUGUCCUUCCGUAACCGCCGUCACCGCGUCGAGAAAUCACCAAGCUCCCGUACCUCCCUCUCAUCGCUGCCCGUCAUUGUUAGGACUUACUCCGGCGAGUCCAUCCGUGCUUCCUCGCGUGUUCGCUCCCCGACGCCGUCCAGUGGGGCCGUAAUGCCCAGAGAUGCGAAGCUGCCAUCCAUCGACGCGUUUUCGUUCGCCGGGAUCCUACGAGCCGUCGAGCCGGACAUUCGAGACCACAUCGACUCCAUCGCGGAGAUCUGUGCGCGGAGUCGCUUAAGCCUUGCGGACGAGUAUGGUGCGCACCUCCCGCCGCAGGGUGAAAUACUGCCAGACCAAUCCUACGGCGGAAACCUGCCGGCCGGUCAUCGAGGCACCCGGGCAGGCUUUCUCGGUCGAACGUUGACAACGGUGACGGAGGCGUCCAGCAGUAGUGAAAGGCUAUCCGGAGGCAGCAAGCCUGGAUCGGCAACCUCAAGUUAUGCUCGCAUGACGGCGUACGGUUCAUUGAGGAGCAUCAUAUCUGGGUCAACGCGGAACAAGAAACCCAAACUGUCCAAAACAUCAGACACACGACGGAGCGAAGGCUCAAAAGAGAAUUUAUCUGAGCACAAGGAAGUGAGAUCGCCCACUGGUUGGGUCAUAUCAGAGAGGACUCCUCCCUCCGUUGUCGUGGUUGCAAAACCGUCGAUGACCAACUCUGAACACCAGGAAGAGUCUGUCCAAGUAUCCAAUAUGGCGGCACCAACGCAACCCGUUCUCCGAAGACCCGAAUCCACUCUAUGGUUCCCUCGACUAUGGAGAUCAUCAGCUGCAACCGGACCAUCCGCACAAGAGAAUGUCCCCCCAAACGCCGAAGAGAGUUUGAAAGACCUCCUCAAGUCCACGAAAUGAUCGAUUACGACAAAAAAGCUUCUGCGUCUCCUUUUUAUGUUGAUGAAUGCCUUGAUGAUUAUGAGAUACGACGACGAUUUACGAUUUACGAUUAGAUAACAGUGCUCCCGCUGAGCCAUAACGAAAUAUGACCCAGGCGGCGGACGUUUUAUUUGUUGUUGUAACCCAAAAGCUUGAAGAUUGACUCGGAUUUUUGGCAACUCAUUGGGAGGCCGUCCAUGAAGCGAAUUUGCACCUAUGCCUUUCUGACCUCUUCCAAAAUGUAGGGCAUGAUUGUCAGGUGCAUGUUGGAUCCCAGGUCUUUGAGCGUAGAGCCUCAUCUGUGUAUACAAUGACAAUAUGGAAAACCCCUUCGACAGAACAGAAUGAGAUUCACCAUUGCAGAGUAAUAGUAGUUAUUGGAAAAAUCAUCGACAAGGAGAAAGUAUCAUGAAGCAAUAGAAGAACCUA